This is a messenger RNA of Sorex fumeus (smoky shrew), 1393 nucleotides long. RefSeq names its product CD68 molecule (gene CD68). Bases 96 to 1166 code for a protein of 356 amino acids. NCBI's taxonomy places the organism in Eukaryota, Metazoa, Chordata, Mammalia, Eulipotyphla, Soricidae. Gene Ontology annotation, cellular component: membrane. The transcript is spliced from 6 exons. The record is from RefSeq and is a predicted model, not a curated record.
GCAGGGAGAGAGGAUUGAUUUAAUCAGCAGUACUUACCACUCAGGGCUGGAGCGAUAGCACAGUACUUAACCACUCAGGUUCAGACUGUUCUGCCAUGAAGUUAACUGUGCUUUUCUUGGCCUUUCUAAGGUUACUAACAGCCCAGGAGACAGAUGACUGUCCUGGUAAGAAAUCAGCCACUCUGUUGCCAUCAUUCACAAUGACACCUGCUACAGAAAGUCCAGCAUGCCUUGGAACAACCAGCCACAGUACUACCAAGAGCCACACUACUACUGGGAGCCACGGUACUACCAAGAGCCACACUACUACUGGGAGCCACAGUACUACCAAGAGCCACACUACUACUGGGAGCCACGGUACUACCAAGAGUCACAGAACUACCACCAUAGGCACUACUAGCCAAGAACCCAGGACAACCACUCACAAUCCUACUACCACCAGUCACAGAAACAUCACAGUUCAGCCAACAACAGGCAACGGCACUACCAUCAACCCAGGACGCUCGACCAGCUCCCCUCACCCAGGACCACCACCUCCACCCUCUCCGAGCCCGAGUGCCAAGGAGGCUGUUGGAGACUACAUGUGGACCAACGGCUCCCAGCCCUGUGUCCGGCUCCAAGCUCAGAUCCAGAUGCGAAUUCUGUACCCAACCCAGGGUGGAGGAGAGACCUGGGGCAUCUCUGUACUGAACCCCAACAAAACCAAGGCUCUGGGAAGCUGUGAGGGUGCCCACCCCCAGUUACUUCUCUCAUUCCCCUAUGGGAAGCUCAGCUUUCAAUUCCAGCAGGAACUACUGCAGAACACAGUCUACGUGAACUAUAUGGCCGUGGAGUACAACGUGUCCUUCCCACAUGCAGCACAGUGGACAUUCUUGGCCCAAAAUUCAUCUCUUCAAGAACUCCAGACCCCUCUGGGCCACAGUUUCAGUUGUGGAAAUGCGAGCAUCAUUCUUUCAAGAACUUUCCACCUUGACUUGCUUGACCUGAAGAUGCAGGCUGCUCAGCUGCCCCUCACAGGAGACUUCGGGCCAAGUUUCUCUUGUCCAAGUGGUCACUCCAUCCUGCUGCCUCUCAUCAUUGGCCUGAUCCUCCUUGGCCUCCUCACCCUGGUGCUUGUUACCUUCUGCAUCGUCCAGAGACGCCCCUCCACCUACCAGCCCCUCUAAGCAUUUGCCCCAACAUCUAGGGCAAGAGGGAUCCCUCACUACUCACCUAUCAGUUAUCUUCCUUCUCUCUCUGUCCUGAAGAGCAAAGAGAGAGAGGGAUGAAGAGAAAGACUUUGUAUUCAUUACGACAGACUGCCGCUCCCCAUUGAAGAGUAGUAAAACCUAUUAAAAUCUUUGUCCCAGAUUUUUCAUGUCCUUCCUGCUGGGAAUAAAGUUUGUUUCAUGUC